Messenger RNA from Malurus melanocephalus (red-backed fairy wren), 15703 nucleotides. It is a transcript of the gene SHPRH, whose product is annotated as SNF2 histone linker PHD RING helicase. The record is from RefSeq and is a predicted model, not a curated record. NCBI's taxonomy places the organism in Eukaryota, Metazoa, Chordata, Aves, Passeriformes, Maluridae. Gene Ontology annotation, cellular component: nucleus; nucleosome. Gene Ontology annotation, biological process: protein polyubiquitination; nucleosome assembly; DNA damage response. Gene Ontology annotation, molecular function: ATP-dependent chromatin remodeler activity; ubiquitin protein ligase activity; DNA binding. The transcript has 30 exons. Bases 221 to 5308 code for a protein of 1695 amino acids.
GCCCGCCCCUGUUCGCAGCACCGCCCCCGCUCCUCUGCCCGGGGGCUCCGUCCGGCGCUGCCAGGGGCGGUGCGGUCUCGCGCCCCCCCACCCCCGACCAUCCCCCCAUCCCCGCCAGCGCGUGGGGGGUCCCGCCCCGCCCGGGCCGGGAGGAGCCGCGGCCGCCGGGGCAGCAGCGUCACCGCUCCGAUCCUGAAAAUACCAUAAAGAAGACGGCAAAAUGAGCAGUCGUCGAAAACGUGCACCUCCAUCAAAAGUGGAUGAGGAGAAGAAGAAAAAGCUGUGCUGGAAUAUGCAUGAAGACCGGAGAAAUGAGGUGGUGACAUUAGAUGAUGAAGUAACUAACGAGGACCAUGUUCCAGUUCCAAGCACUUCUGCAUCCCUCAUUGUUAUAAAUGAUGAUAGCRCUGAUGAAGAUCUUGUACAGAAAGAAGGCAGUGGCCCAAAAUCUGUUAAGUUUUUGACAGUUAAUGAUGAAGAAGACUCUUAUUCCAUCUUGACUCCUGUGUCUGUACAGCUAAAUAUUAUAGUUUUGCCAUACCGUGCAGAUAGGUCUUGGAAAGCUUUGUUGGGAGAAUUUACUCUUCAUCUGCCUUCUGAGCAAAUUCUAACUGACGAAAUCCAUGACAGGAGCUUUACUUUAAUGAGAGGAGACUCUGAUGAUGAGCUGCAGGUCUGCAUUCAUGAAAGAAGUGAAGAAGAGUACAGCAAUGAAACAAAAGAAUACCUGGGCACUUAUGAACAACGUAUUUUGGUGGAAUCAAGUUUAAGUGGUGAAAUAUUGGAAGGCUUGAGAUGGUUGCAAAAGAAGAAGAUAAUUGGACUUUAUCAAAGACCUGGAGAGGCUCAGUCUUUAAAGGUUGGAAUUUACCUUCUUGAAACCGGGCUAAGUAAACCAGAGUUUCUCAGUGAUGGAGGCGGAAGACCCAAAAAAGCUAAUCAGUUGAUUCAAAAACUCAUGGAAAAGUUCUACAGUUUUUUAAUUCCAGAUGAGCUGGAGGAAGAUGAGGAAGAAGCUGACAUGGAACUAGAGAGACAAAAUAUUGAAGAGCUUUAUGACUUUGUAAGGCACACCCAUCAACAGGAUAUCCAGUUGCUGAGAAAGGAUGUGCAGCAUCCUGCAUUAAUUCCCAUUCUGAGGCCAUACCAAAGUGAGGCUGUGAACUGGAUGCUUCAUCGUGAGAACCAUACGGGCACUCCAAGUAAUGAAAAUACAUUGCACUUCUUAUGGCGGGAGGUGACCACUCUGGAUGGAGUAAAAAUCUACUAUAAUCCAUUUACUGGCUGUAUUAUCCGUGAAUAUCCAACUGCUGGACCCCAGUGGCCUGGAGGUAUUUUGGCAGAUGAGAUGGGUCUUGGAAAAACCGUAGAAGUGUUGGCUCUUAUUCUGAAUCAUACUGGACCAGACAUUAAACAAGAUGAUUUGACAUUACCUGAGGGUAAGCUUGUGAACUUCUUUGUUCCACCUCAACCUUUAGAGGGAAAUAAAAAGAAAAAACCAAAGGAAAUGGAGCCUAAAUUAAAGGAAAAAAUACAGUAUCCCAGCUUACGAGUAAUGAUACUAGCAGCUGUAAAGGAAAUGAAUGUGAAGAAAGGAGCAUCCAUUAUUGCAAUAUUUAAGUACAUCAGUUCUAUAUAUAGGUAUGACACACAGAGAAAUAGACGGCUUCUCAAAAGAACUUUAGAAAAACUAAUUGCAGAACAAAUGGUAGAGCAAGUUAAAGGACAUGGUCUGGCUGGGUCUUUCAAGCUGGGAAAGAAUUACAAAGAACAGAAGAAGCGAGAAAGAACCAAAGAGCAGGUAGCAAGGACUUCAGAAAACAUUCAGAAGAAGCAAUUGAUUGGUGCUAAAACUCAAACCAAAGAAUCAAGAAACGGUGAUGUAACAUCUGAAAAUGUCUUAAAAACUGCUUCACAUGAGAAUAUUGCCAUGGAAGAGCAUGAUUAUUGUACAACUAGUAAAAAUUGUAAGAAAUCUGAAGCAGAUGAAGAGAACUCUGUAGAAGAGCAAAAUGUUAAGCAGGAAACUGUGGUCCCAAAGUCUCCUGAUUUGCAUGGCAGCCUCCUUGUCUGCAGYGACAUGAGCAGUCAUCCUGAUGUUGACACUACUAAAACUACUGCUGAUGUCCAGCAGGAAAUCCCAAAGGUCCAGUCCUCACAUUCCCAAGAACAUGCUGGCAGUAGCAUACAACAUACCAGUUCUGUAUUUCCAUUUAAUACCUCUGAAUAUCGUUUUGAAUGCAUCUGUGGUGAGCUUGGAUUGGCUGACUACAAAGCUCGUGUGCAGUGCCUGAAAUGUUACCUGUGGCAGCAUGCAGAAUGUGUAAACUACAGAGAGGAGAACCUGAAGAGCAGGCCCUUCUACUGCCCCCAUUGCCUUGUGGCAAUGAAGCCAGUUCCCACACGAGCGACUCUGAUCAUUUCUCCAAGUUCUAUUUGUCACCAGUGGGUAGAUGAGAUCAACAGGCAUGUAAGAUCAUCAUCUCUUCGAGUUCUGGUGUACCAAGGUGUGAAGAAGCAUGGCUUUUUGCAGCCGCACAUGCUGGCAGAGCAGGAGGUGGUUAUCACCACCUACGACGUCCUGCGCACUGAACUGAACUACGUGGACAUUCCCCACAGUAACAGCGAGGAUGGGCGCCGCUUCAGGAACCAGAAGCGCUAUAUGGCCAUUCCGAGCCCCUUAGUAGCAGUGGAGUGGUGGAGGAUCUGCCUCGAUGAAGCACAAAUGGUUGAAUGCACUACUGCAAAGGCUGCUGAAAUGGCACUCCGCUUAAGUGGAAUCAACCGCUGGUGUGUCAGUGGCACUCCUGUACAGCGAGGAUUAGAAGAUUUGUAUGGAUUAGUCCUUUUCCUUGGAGUUGAUCCUUACUGGGUCAAACAUUGGUGGGACCAACUUUUAUAUCGACCUUAUUGUAGGAAAAAUCCCCGGCCUCUCUACAGUCUAAUUGCGAAGAUAAUGUGGAGAUCAGCUAAGAAGGAUGUGAUUGACCAAAUUCAAAUUCCCCCUCAGACAGAAAAUAUACACUGGCUUCACUUCUCUCCUGUGGAGAGACACUUCUAUCAUCGCCAGCACGAAGUGUGCUGCCAGGAUGCAUUGGCAAAACUCAGGAAGAUUUCGGACUGGACUCUUAAGCUUAGCAGUCUAGAUAGAAGGACUGUGACUUCUAUUCUAUACCCUUUGUUGCGGCUGAGGCAGGCCUGCUGUCACCCACAAGCUGUUCGGGGAGAGUUCCUGCCACUACAGAAAAGCACCAUGACCAUGGAGGAACUGUUGGCCUCUCUGCAAAAGAAAUGUCGAACAGAGUGUGAAGAAGCUCACCGACAGCUGGUGUGUGCUCUUAAUGGUUUAGCUGGUAUCCACAUCAUUAAAGGGGAAUAUGCAUUGGCUGCGGAGAUGUACAGAGAAGUAUUAAGAUCAUCUGAAGAGCACAAAGAAAAGCUCAAAACAGAUUCCUUGCAAAGACUUCAUUCUACACACAAUUUGAUGGAGUUGUUGGCAAAGCACCCAGGAAUUCCCCCAACUUUGCGUGAUAGCCAUCUUGCAGAAGAGGCAGAACAACUUCGACAACAUUAUAUGAGUAAAUCCAAUGCAGAAGUUGCAGAAGCCCAUCAGGCCUUACAGCCAGUUAUUCAAACCAUUCGGGAGCUUCAGAGAAAGAUACAUUCAGGUUCUCCUUGGUGGUUGGAUGUCAUCCAGACAGCAAUACAGUAUGCCAUCGAUGAGGAGCUUGUUCAACGUGUGCAAAACGAAAUAACCUGCAACUACAAACAGCAGACAAAUAAACUCUCCAUGGCAGAGAAAUUCCGUGACUGUAGAGGGCUUCAAUAUCUACUCACAACCCAGCUGGAUGAAGUGAAGAAAUUCCAGAAGAUUGUAAGAGAAGCAGUGAAAAACUUAGAAGGGCCUCCUUCGAAGCAGGUUAUUGAGGCUGCCACUAUCUGCCAUUUGCGACCUGUUAGACUUCCACUUAACAACUGUGUCUUUUGUAAGGCUGAUGAAUUGUUCACCGAAUAUGAGUCAAAGCUCUUUAUGCACAGUGUUAAAGGCCAAAUGGCAAUAUUUGAGGAGAUGAUAGAAGACCAAGAAGGACUUGUUGAUGACCGUUUGCCCACCACAAGCAGAGGGCUCUGGGCAACCAGUGAAACUGAACGUGCCUUGAAAGCUCUUCUCUCCUUUGCCAAAGCUCACCGAAUGGAUGCUAGGCUAACUGAAGAAGGGAGCAUAUUCUUGGAACUCUUUGAAGCAUGGAAAAAGGAAUAUAAGUUACUUCAUGAGUAUUGGAUGGUCCUUAGGGAUCAUGUGUCUGCUAUUGAUGAACUGGCAAUGGCGACAGAACGACUGCGAGUGCGUCAUCCUGAUGAGCCAAAACCAAAUCCACCAGUUCUCCACAUUAUAGAACCACAUGAGGUAGAGCAAAAUCGAGUGAAACUUCUGAAUGACAAAGCAGUUGCCAAAUCGCAGCUUCAAAAGAAAUUAGGACAACUUCUGUACCUCACUAAUCUGGAGAAAUCUCAGGAUAAAACUACUGGGGGAGUUAACCCAGAACCAUGUCCAAUCUGUGCACGUCAGCUGGGAAGACAGUGGGCAGUGCUGACGUGUGGACACUGUUUUUGCAAUGAGUGCAUAGCAAUCAUCAUCCAACAGUACAGUGUAGGCACCCGCCGGAGCUCAAUUAAAUGUGCCAUUUGCAGGCAGACAACAUCUCAUAAAGAAAUAUCUUAUGUCUUCACUGCAGAGGCUGCAAAUCAGGAGGAUGAUAUUCCUGUAAAGGGAAGUCACUCUACCAAAGUGGAAGCUGUGGUCCGAACACUGAAGAAAAUUCAGUUUAAAGAUCCAGGGGCUAAGUCUUUAGUUUUCUCAACGUGGCAAGAUGUGUUGGAUAUAAUUUCAAAAGCUUUGUAUGACAACAACAUGAUUUUUUCUCAGAUCAAUGGAAUUAGUAAAUUUCAGGAAAACCUGUCUGCAUUUAAAUAUGAUCCCAACAUCAAUAUUUUGCUGCUACCUCUUCACACUGGUUCUAAUGGACUUAAUAUCAUCGAAGCAACUCAUGUUCUGCUUGUGGAGCCCAUUCUGAAUCCAGCACAUGAGCUGCAGGCUAUUGGCAGGGUACAUCGUAUUGGCCAAACAAAAUCUACGAUUGUUCAUAGAUUCCUGAUAAAAGCAACAAUAGAAGAGAGAAUGCAGACUAUGCUGAAAACUGUAGAUAGAAGCCACACGAGCUCUUCCAUGAAACAGUCAGAAGCUUCAGUGUUGACAGUGGCAGAUUUGGCUGACCUUUUUACAGAGGAAACUGAAGAACUUGAGUAAAAACAUUGGUUUGACCUAAUGAAAUCGAAAAAUACCUGACCCAGUAAGCACCAGGGUAUAAUCUGCUUGAUCUGUCAUUCCUGUAGACAUCAUCUAACAUUUGUCCAUAACARAGCAGUUGGAAAUUGAGGAGUUUUAAUUGUUACUGGUUUAUUCUUUGAUGACGUUCACAGCAGCACACACUUCUGAUGGCACUGGAGAAAAGUUGCACUUUGCACAUUAUACAAAAACAUGGAUUUUAUUCCCAAAGAGCAUUUGAGCUGGAUGCUGAAGCUGAGAUCUUGGACCCUUGGUUGAGAGGACUUUUACCAUCAGGUUUGAUCGGCUAGUAGCUCAGUCUGAGAGCAAAACUAUGUGGGUGGUGGGUGGGAAAGGGAAGCAGAAAAAUAGAAAUCUAAUUUUUUUUACUGUACAAAGAAUUGUUAGAAAGAAUGACUGUAAAUUAAUAUUCUUCUAGAAAGGGCUUGUUAGAUUUAAUGCAGAGUUAUUAAAUGUCUUAUUGUUAACACUUCAAAUUACUAAUCUUUACUAAUAAUUUGGAUAUUUGUAUUAGGCUUUUAGAUAUUCAUAAAGACUUUUGACAGUUAAAUAUUUCAUUGUUAAUGCUUGCUCACUGCAAAAAGAUGAUAAUUAAAUUAUGCUUUUUGUAUGUGUGUUGGUCUGGUGAUCAGUUAAAGAAAUUGCUGUAYGUGUUUUCACUUGAAGCUAUGACUAGUUCAAUGCUCUGUUUAAAAAAAAAAGCAUUUGUUACAGAGUUUUCAAAAAUUAAUUGGUUACACUGCUAAUCACUUCAUAAUCAYCUGGUGCUUCUGUGCAUUUUCGCAUCCUGAUCUUUUUGUCUAGUUAUUCCCCUUAAAGAUGCARCAAUCUAAAUAUACAAAAUACAUGAAAUUAUGGUAGUCAGUCUAAUCAUUAGAUGCCUGGUAUAAGUUAGAAAAACAAUGGAGAGAAAUGGAACUUUUGUGAAGCUUCAUCUUAAGAUAUGCAAGAUCACUCUACCCCAUCUCUGUUGACAGYAGAUAGGAAAACAAAUCUAGACUAACUUUUAGAUUGCUGAAGGUAGGCAAGAUAAAUUUUAAGCCUUUUGUCAUAGGGUAUGGAUGUACAUUUACAUAAUAUUCAGUUCUGAAAGUAUUACGGAGGCAAGCUCAGUUAUGCAGUUGGUGUUAAAUACAAUUUURUAUUUAGAGUGGGCAAAUGUGCAUGCAUAAGCAACAGGCUACUUCCCUCAAAUUACAAUAUUUUUCUGUGUCAGUAGACAAUGUUUUUUGUACAUUUCAAAAAUCUUACUUGGGGCUGAAAUGAAAAUGAGUCCUUUAAGAAAUCCUCUUCAAAUUUUUACUCUAAUCAUGUCUGCUAAACAGAUUCACCAUCAGUUAUUAAGCUGCUUGAGUUCRGUCUUCAGCAUACAUGUGAGUAGCACUGGUCAGUUUAUCUGCAUGGCAGGCAAGUUUUUUGUAGCUGACAACAAAUGCGACUAGAAUUUGCAYGAAUAAUACUGUAUUAAAAAGUGUUUUUGUGGAAUUUACAUUCUGUUGGUCUUCUGGACCAACUGGAUACUUUUUUCCUCAAGAGUAUUUGAGUAACUUUACAGAAAAGUUAUCUGUUUCCCAUGUUUGUAAUAGGUGUUAGCCUUAGUUGGCUUAACCCAGAAAGCUAGCCACAUCCUGGACAUGAGGGAGGGGAUUCUGCUCCUCUGCUCUAUUCUGGUGAGGCCUCACCUGGAGUGCUGCAUCCAGCUCUGGGCACCCCAGCAUGAGAAGGACAUGGAUCUGUUGGAACAAGUCCAGAGGAGAGACACCAAGUUAAUCACAAGGGUACCUCUCCCAUGAAGAGCAGCUGAGAGUGGGGGUUGUUUAGCCUGGAGAAGAGAAGGCUCCAGGGACCUUACAGCACCUUCCAGUACCUACACGGGGGGCUGCAAGAAAGCUGGAGAAUGACUUUUGACAACGGCAUAUAGUGGCAGGUUGAGGGGGAAUGGCCAUAAGAUGAAGUUUAGACUGGAUAUUAGGAAGAAGUUUUCUGCUAUAAGGGUAGUGAGGCAUUGGAACAGGCUCCUGAGAGAGAUCGUGGACUCCCCGUUCCUGGAGGAGUUCAAGGCUAAGUUAGAUAGGACCUUCAUCUAGUGGAAAGUGUCCCUACCCACAGCAGGGGGGUUGCAAUGAUAAUCUUUAAGGUGUCUUCUAACCCAAACCAUUCUAUGAUUCUGUAUGUUCAUUUUGUUUUGGAGAUGUCUGAUUUUUGUCYGUGCAUAUUACAGUUUGCAGCAAGGGAAAUGGAACAGAUAGUAGACUUUUCUUUAGGGGAGAUUGAUCAAACAGUUUACACCGAAACUGUGACACCUCCAUCCUUGAAUAUAUUGGGAACACAGAUAACCCUGAGCAAUCUGAUCCACCUUCGAAAUUGGUCCUGCUAUGUGUGGUGUGUUGGACCASAUGACCUCCAUGGAUCCCUUCCAGCCUAAAUUAUUUUACAGUGUACUGGAAAUCAUGCUGUACAGACACUCCAGGAACUCUGAGGGCAGCAACAUUCCAGUUUCCUCAUCAUAUUCAGAUAAUUUUGAUAUUGCACAACACAAUGUGACUGCACAAGGAGCUGCUGUUCACUCUGACAGAUGAUAUAUAUCUGUGUUAUAAACUGUGGAAACACAUUGUGUUCAUAGCUCCCAUUUUAAUUAACUAGUUGUAAGAAGAAKAGUGGUCAAUGAAGACAGAGAGGCAAACUGAAAAAUGUCAGCUAUGAGAGGCUUCCCAAGCUCUUCAAAUUUUUGGCUUAUUUAUAUAAACAUGAUGGUGUCACUGUUUAUUUAUAAACAAGUGGCUUUUGAAUUCCUAACCAAAAUGUAGCUUCUUAUCAAACACUGCAUGAGUCUUUAGUCCUGGCUUACCUUGUUUUACACUCACAUAAAAGCAUGGAAUGCCAGAAAUCUGGUUCUAGGUGCUCUCCUGACUGCCCUGGAGCAUCAGCAACUAGAGGUCUGGAGCUAUUACAUUAAAAUGUGAGCAUGAGUCAUGUUAAAGCACCACUUGAAUUUGGAAGGUUGAACCAUUGCAGGAUAUAGCCAGUGUCAGUAGUAAAAUUAAUUCUUCAAGUUUCACAUAAUACUAAAUACAGAGACCAAAUUUAAUGUUUUUUCCCAUUCUUUGCAACAUUUAAUUUCUUUUAAAAAAGGUUUUUCUUUCAAAWAUUUUAAGAGGCUUCUCAUGAAAUGAAUUAUUUUCUUUCUUCUUUUUCCUACUAAGAGUGCAGCUUGUACAUCUGCAGUGCUUUUCUCUUGGCACAGUAGGCUUGUUUUCACGGUGCUGUCAUGGUUCUGCUCUUUGUCAAGGCACUUUUGAAAGACUGUGUCUUAGCUGAGAACAAAGUUUGCUCUAUUGUAAUACUUGCAAUAGAUUCACAGAAAUGGUAUUUUCCACAGAAGACAGAAAACUGUAAGUACUGACUGCAGUGUUUGCAUAACAUUUGUGUGGACAUACCACAGUCAUGUACCAGAUUCUCAUGUGUUCUGCUAAAACAUGUAAAUGUAAUCCAUAUUAACAGUAUUGCCUAUCCAGUGAAGUCAGUCCCUUGAAAAAUGAGGCUUCAGCUGAUUCCAAAGACCUCAGUGCUGACUUUUAAUCUGUUUCAUUUCCAUCACAAAGAAUGUUAUGACUUUUUUUUUUGCUGUAGUUGGUGAGGAUUUUGGGACAGUUUUUUUUUUGUGAAAUAGGCCUUCCAAACCACACAUCUGCCAAUGUGUGCAGAUUAGAGUUGUCUAUGAGCGGGAUCCUAAGGAAAUGAAAAAGUUGUGUCAGGUAAAACCAAUAAUUARACAUACAUGCUCCUGUAAGAUUCUGUCUGGACUAGUAACUGGGGACCAGUUAACAGCUCUCUACCACUGUCUCUUCUGACAAUCAAUGCUGUWCUCUUUCUAUCCAUUUGUGUAGUCCUUAUGACUACAUUACUUCUUUCAGAAGUCACAGAAUUAUUUGUUCAGUUAAAUUUGAGGGAAAAAAAAUCUGUAUUGGUCAAUCUUGCAUUAACCAGUCUAAGAAAAAUUGAAAUGUAUUGCCUUCCCAAGGUUAGCAAUUAGAUUUGUUUCUACAGAAAACCUAGAAAUGUGUAGGGAUUUUUCUAGCUGUAAGCAAAGCUUAUUUCUGAAGUUUAAUCGAAAGACUUACUUCUUAAAAUCUGUAUGCUGUGCUAUUCUGUAGACUGAAAAUUGAGUUACAAAGCCAUUGUACCUGUGCUUUUGUUCUUCCUUUUUUGGUUGCCUGAAACAGGUGAGGUCUUUACAGGAUUAUGUGUUGUAAAYGUAGAUUAAAUUAAUUUCAUAAUGGAGAAAGAAAUUAGGUGCAAGACAUCUGUCUCUCCCUCCGUCUGCCUGUGUUUUUCCCUUUUUCUGUGUUGGUUAUUUAAUGUCACCCUCCACCCACCCCUAGCUUGCUCAGUUUGUUACAAAGAAUGUUUGUAUUUGGUUAGUGGAAGUAGAGUAAAAGAGAGGUAAUCCACAAAAUGGCUACAGUAARACUAACUUACUGUAUCACAGGAAAAGUAACUAAGGUAGAGGGAGUUUUAGCCUGGKAUAAAUUCUUUUUUGUACCUAUGUAUUUUCAUUUACCCCUAUUCUUAACCACUUUAGAAGCAGAUGCUGAAUUUCAGUCUUUUGUAUAUAUGGUUUUAUAUCAUACAGCUGACAUACAAAAAUGGCCCCAGUAAUCUAUUUACUGAGCAAGCAGUGAGGUUUAUCAGUUUUUACCUGCCAAGUCUAUAGUUUGGGAUUCAUAAGGUGCACCUCAACCACUGUCACAAACCACAGCGUAUCCACUGUCUUCUCUUUAGAGAACGAGGAAGGAAUAGGUUACUACUGAUUUGUAGACAACUGGAUUGUGAGAUACCUGUAAAUCUCUGGUUUGAUUUUCUUCUAUGUAUAAGAUCUCAGCCUUCCACGUUCCUUUGCUUUGUGUAUUUAUAGAGCUUACACAAGCAAGUGCCCAGCCCCAUUCAUUGAACUGGACACAAACCAAAUUUUAUCAGUUUAGGAAUGGGUGUCAUUGUUUCCAUGAUGUAACAUCUGUUGGUUUGAUAGCAACCUUCAUAUCGGGUAGAAACUACCUUUCCAAAUUCUACCAAGUGUAAGGUCUGACUGCUUAUAGGGUGUCUCAGAAUAUUGUAUUCUGCCUUAGACAGUUGUGGGAAGUUCUAUGCCACUUUYUCUUCUAUCCUAUGGAAGCAAGUGAACUAAUAGGAUUCAUGUUAUUGAAUAACAUUAUUCAACAAUGUUAUUAAUGUUAUUAACUAAUAACAAUGUUACUGUUGCUUUGAAUUUUCCCCUCUUUAUGCUUACAGAUGAUCAUCAUUUGUCAGAUGUUCUCUUGGCUAUGUCAUUUGGUUAAGGAAGAAAAUCUAGACUGUCUUUUGUUUUAUUUUGAUGGAAUUUUGCCUUGUCACUCUUGGUGUCUCCUGAGACAGAAGUUCAUGUGUGGGAACAGUGACUUUCCAUUUGUGAAUGCUGAAAUUGUAAGAGACUAGCUAUAUUGGCUGGAUGCUCAUAAGUCCAUGAGCAUGGACUGGGGCCUGGCAUUCAUCCUAGCAUUCUGAAGGAGCUGGUGUAUGGUAUGGAAGAACUUCUUGUGAUCACCUGCCAAAGGUCUGGGAAGGUCCCUGCUGACUGGRAGUAGCUAAUGCUGUUCCAGUUUACAAGAAGGACAUGAGGGAAGGCCCAGGAAACUACAGACUUCUAGUCUAACCUCAGUUAUAUUGCACCAAGUUUUAUGUGUUGUUUCUCUUCUGGUCUUCUACAAAACCUUAGUACAUCAGUGUAGGAGUUGCGGAUGUGGUAACACAGUGGUAACUGCUGCCACCAUCAUUAGAUCUUGUAAGCAGAUCUGGUUUAAAGUUGUUCUAUCUUACAAUUCCUGUCCCAGAGACAGAAAGCCCAGAGCACUUCACCACCAGCCAGUAAAAARAUGGAGGGGAUACCUCUGAGACCAGGUAAAGCCUUCAUAUCUGCUGCUGUUGUACAUGCUACAGUGGAAUUUGUACUAGAUAGAGUUGGAGGAGAUGGGAGGAGGUUGGGGGGAAAAGAUGAGGAAUAGUUGUAAAAUGUUCCUCUGAGUGCCCUUCUACUGAUUUUUCUGUGGGAGGAUUGAGUCACUGAUACGAGCAAUGAAUAAACAAAGGGUGAAAGAUUCUAAGUGUAGCCUAUUCAUUGGAGCUAAAUGUUCGUCUAAAUGCAGUGGCACAUUUUUGUGUUCCACAUUUGAGACAUUAGUCACUUUGUUGCUGAAAGUUCUUGGGCUAUGAACAUACAGGGCUUUGYGGUGGUUAAACAAAUGGGAAUAUUGAAAAUUUCAGCCCCUGUGAUGUAUGUUUUAACAUGCACCAAAUUUGUUGGACUCCCUAGCCAAAUGUAGGAUGYGGAUUUGUUAAGGAUGACAGUGCAAACUUGAAAGAUACACUUUUAUAGAUUAACCUGCCUGAACCAAACAGGCAAGUUUUGCUUAAUAGAGGCAAGAUUUUUAAUCAGUUCUGCUGUAAAUUAACAAGUGUCUCUGAAGGGGCAAGACAGUGGACUAUGUAAUUGCCCCUUGGGAAAUUCUGCACCUUGUGGACAUCCUUGUCUGCAGGAGGAAUGAAAGCCCAGUGCAGUCCUCUGGUGCCGGGGAAUGGGUGCUGAGGAAUCUUGCCUCAGGUUUGAGCCUGCUGUGUCAAAUGAGGUACAUGUCAUGGAUAUUUCUGGAGAAUCUCUCCUUUGUAAUCUUCAAGCAUCUUGUAAGGACAGAUUUUCUGUGAAGUUUCUAGAAUUCUUAACAUACACUUCCUUCAUCAACAAGCUACCACUGCUCAGUAGGGCUUUUCUUUUUUCCCUGUGGAGCAUGAAUUUCUUUUUUGUUACUUGUUCUUAACAAAGGUGGGUGACCCUGGAUCAUUUGCAGCUCUCGUUAACAGCCUGUAGAACAGAAUUCAAAGACAUGAAGCACCAAAGGGGUAGAACAAGUGAAUGAAGUGAGGGAGRUUCUCCCUCUGCUCAUUAAGGGCCCACUUGCUGCUGUGACACAAAAGACGAGUGUGAGAGUUGGGGAAUGGUUGAGUGGGGUGUCCAGUCCUAUCCUGGGGUGAAAUUAUUAUAAAAUAGAAAAGCUUUCCUAAGUAAUGUUAGUUUCCACUCAUUCUGCACUSUAGGAAUCCUGUUGUUGGGCACGGGACAUGGUUUGGUCAUUUUUUGACACAUGAUUCUAUGGAGAGGUUUUAAAGUCCAAAGCCACAAGUUUAUAAUUACAAACUUUUUGAUAGAAAAUUAUUUMUUUUAUGUAACUGCAUAUUAGUAGAUACCUUGCCAGGCAUUUGCAAGSAAUUUGAUGUCCUGUAAUUUAAUUCUAGAUUUCAGUAUGGAAACAGAAUAAUUUAAUUGUUCAAGCAACAGAACACUGAAACUAAUCGGCUUUUGCAACAGCAAGUUAAUGACUUUUAGAAGCAACCCACAGAAGAGGAAAGAGCAGUUUUCAAUUGUGUUCCGAAACUGAAAUGCCUGGAUGAUAAGCCAAAGAAAGAGUAUUUUGAUUACCUCUGUGUUUCCUUGCUUUAUAGAGUUAUUAUAAUUUCUAUUAAAUAAUUUAUUUAGAAAGUAGCAAAGCUAAAUUUUUAUUUGAAAAUUAUCAGGUAUGGAUAAAUGUACAACCUAAUGUUCCCUUGGUCUCUGAGUAACUUAACCUUUCUGUCAAUAGCCUUUCUUUUGCACUCUUUUUUUGUCAAAAUUACAUCAUAGUGUCUCUUGACCUUUGCAACUAUUUCAAAGCCUUUACAAAGAUAAAUUUUUGUCUUAAAUUAUCCUGCUACUGAAAUUAUACUGACUGAUAUAAUAUUCAUUACUUUUCUUUCCAUCUUCCUGGUUUGUGGAAUAAUAGCUGCUGCCUCUUCUGAGAGACAGUUUGUGUUCCUAUUCCUCAGUAUGUAACUGACUUGUCUGAAAGAUGUUACCUGUUAAAUAGUAUCGAUUGAUAGGAAUGUUCUGCAUGUGUAAAUAAUUAUUAUUCACAACUGCAAUUAUAAUACGUGUAGAAGCCAAGGGCUUCAUAGUUAUUCUUUCAAUGUGGUUGGUUGAACCCAGCUCCAAAGCUGCUGACUUAUGGAAACAGCUCACGCUUCUCUACAGCAAUUCUUUAUUACAGUCUCCUCCUCCAUGGAGACCAGGCCUGUGACAUCUCCCCGAUAAAGUUAUCUGUUGGUUCAGUUGUAUCAUAUUUUCUUUCUCAGAACUGUAAAUCACUCCUGGUAAAUCCCAAUAUACACAAACUAUUUUUAAGAGAGGGGUAUAAUUAGGAGACCUCUUCGGCCAUCUGGUCUAUUGCAGUUCAUGUGUUACUGUUUAUCAUUCCUUUUAACACUUUUAAAUUUAAUAAAAUAUAAAAAAAUGUGCACUUAGUUAUACCUAGAUAAAACCUGAAGAAUAAAGAAUAUAGUUGAUACAUUUCAUUAAACCAAACUUCUUGACAAAGCAUGAGAAAUUAUAUUGAAAAAAGGUAUCUUAACUGAGUUUUAAGUCAGCACUACAGCAGGGCCUUAUUUUUCUGGGCAGUGUACAAGUGCUUGGGUUAUAAUCCAAAGUACAAAUCCAAAAUGGGAUAUUUUCUUUCGAGUYAAAUGGCCAAUGGAACAGUUAUAGAGGGAGAGAGAACCUGCAACCACAUUGCAUAGAUGCUGCAACAGACGUGAGGGUGGUGAAGGGACGUGCCCAAAGCCAGAUGGCAGCAGAGUGGAGAUGGAGCCCCAGCCUCCCCCAUCCAUUGGRAGCACCAGGCUUGCCCACCUGGGCUCAGGGGCAGCCGGCCCUGGCAUGAUGCUGGCCUUGGGCUGCCAGCCAUUCCCAGAGCUGCUGGCAUGGUGGUGUUGGAGCCAUCCAGUACAAGCUGUCACACACGGUGCCUGCUGGCACACAACRGGAUCCUGUUCCUGCUCUUAUUGUACCAUUUAUUGUACAUUGAUGCAGCUCCACAAAGGCUCUUGUGACUUACUGUGUUCCUUGCACUGCUCCCUGCUACUGAGUGUUGGGUGCAGGCAGAGCAGGAUUGUCUUCCAUGUGCCCCACACUCAGCUGACAGCUUUCCACAGCCAUCCUGCACUGAGCAGCCAGGCAGGUCUUCCUCAAGAGAUGUCAGUUCUAGCAGUAAUGUGCAACAGUGUGACCUUGGUAAAAACACCACAUCUGUUARCAGACCAGAGUAUGUUAUGACCUGAUAGACUGAAAUACUUACGGAGUGAAUGGGCAGGAGAAUAAGUUUUCCUGUCAGAAAGGCAGUACACCAGUCAAAAAUGCUGCACGCACUGAUCAAGGCUUUUAUACAUCUGUUACGCACUGGAACAAAUAGCAAAGCAUUAAGCAUGUGAGAGGAUGCUCUUUGGGGUUCAAUUAUUGAAAGAUGAUCACACAGAAAGUCCACAGUGGAGUCUCAUUGAUUCAAAAGCAAAAUAUGUGGAGUGAGAAAAAUGCACAUUUUCAUUACGAUGUGUUAUGAUGAGGCCACGUAAUGACAUCACCUGUACCAGCACUCACACUAAUGAAGUACACUUACACCUUGCUGGAGAGAGAGAAAUCCCUUCAGUUUUAGAUACUGUAUAGGGUGAGAAAUGAAAGGCAGGAUUUCACUGGAGUCAGCCUGAAAACAUCCAUUUCAUACUGAGGUUUGUCUGGGAAGGAGUGGGAAGGCCCCUCUGGCUUUGGGCAGGUGAGCAUGUGUUACCCAUGGCAAAUGACUGAAGGYUGAGUCAGAACACGGCUCCUGACUCCCUCCUGGCUGACAGUGCAAUGGAUGUUCCACAGUGAGCCCCUGGCUUAAGGAACUGUGAGUGCAUGCUGGUGAUGACUGGGACCUGUAAUCCUCAUCAAGGGAGGAUGUGAACAGGGAUGUGUGAAGUAGAACUGCAAUAAGAGAAACGGGAGUGCGUGUGUAAUGCCUGGGGGGAGACCUUUUCCUUCUAGCACACACAACAAGAAAUUAUUGUUACAUCUAGUUUUCAUUUGCUUAGAUAUCCAUGGUAUCCCAAAUCAGGAAGAUGGUGUGUUARUAGAAUAAAAAUUGUUAGGCAUUCAUAUGGCAAAGGAAAAUUCUGACAUUCUGACAACUAAAAGCUUAACAGAAGUUGCAGCUAGAGUGAAAGGUCAAAAGGUAAGGUGUGCUACUGGCCACUUGUAGUGAGAUAUUUAGACAAGUUGAUUCCUUUGGGUAUGUUUCAGUAUCUAGGGAGACGAUUUACUAUCAGUCCACUGUAAAUCUGGAGCUUUAUGGAGUUUUGUUGUUCUCCUGCCAAUGCAACUGAGAGUAAACUUUGGCUCUGGUUACAUCCAUCUAGAGCAAGCUGCAGCUUGCCUUAUCCACRGAAGAAUUCCUGUUGCCUUCAUAGAAGUUUUUCAUGAGU